AUGAUAAACAUGCAAGGUACUAACCAAAGAUUGAAAAAUUUAUCAUGCCAAAUGGAGAAAAUGCAGCUGCAACUUUCAGACAUAGAUGUUCAAAUCAGCAAUCGAUUCCUUCAUGAAAAGCACGAGGAUGUUUCAACAGAGAAUGAGGAAUUCAAUGAUAUUGUUGACGAAGGAGUUGAUCAAACUAAGGAAGGUACAACAUUGAAAGGAUGUGGUGAAUUUGAAAUUGCACAAGAAAUCGACACAUCACACAAAGAAGAAUUUCCUCAAGAACGGCCAUAUACUGAAGAGGCCGAAACUGUUGAAAAUGAAGAAAUGAUGGAGGUGACAGAGAAAAAGGAACGGAUACUAAGCAAGGAAGAAUCAAUGGAAGGAAAAGGGAAGAAAGUGAACAAGGUGGAAAUUGAUCGGGUCAUAGAUGAGAUAUGUGCCUUGUUCAACAAACCAAAGUUAGGGAGAACAUGGACUCCAUAUCAGUGGUACCUUAAGUUCAUGGAAUUCCUCCCAAAGUGCAGGAUUGCAAAAGAUGAUGUGCUGUCCGUUUCAUUUCGGCCACCCUAA
Messenger RNA from Medicago truncatula (barrel medic), 561 nucleotides. RefSeq lists its product as uncharacterized. The transcript has a single exon. Lineage: Eukaryota; Viridiplantae; Streptophyta; Magnoliopsida; Fabales; Fabaceae. The record is from RefSeq and is a predicted model, not a curated record. Bases 1 to 561 code for a protein of 186 amino acids.